GAAUACAACAUUCGAGCAUAACCAAACUCCGAGAAGAACAAUAAUAAUAAGAAGAAAAAAAAAACAACAAAAAACCAUUCAAAAUGGCAAAAAUCUUCUCGGUUUUGGUUAUCUGCGUAAUUGUAUUUGCUCACCAAACUUCCGCAGAGAUUCUUAAAGGCAACGCCUUAAUCAAAAACGUAUGCAAUCUAUCACCAAACAGCAAAGAUCUCUGCAUGGAAAUUCUUUCUUCCGACCCAACAAAAUCACCAAACGCUGAUCUCAAAGACCUAGCAAUAGUAGCCCUAAGAGUUGCUGCAAACAACGCUUCAGCAAUCUUGACCGACGUGAAGAUGUUGAUCGACGACGCUAAUCUAGACCCUGAGAUUCAACAAGGUUUGGCUGAUUGUAAGGAGACUAUAUUGGACGCUGAAUCUCAGCUCGAAGACACCAUUGCUGCAUUGUUGAUUGAAUCUGAUGUUGAUGCUCAGAAAUGGUUGAAGGCUGCUUUGGCUGCUAUUACAACGUGCGAUGAUUCUAUUCCUGGGAAUGAUGAUGUUUUGUCUGUCAAGAGUCACACUUUCCGCAAAUUGUGCAACAUUGUUGUUGUUAUUACCAGGGCUAUGCCUGCUUCACGCAUCUUAUAAGUUAUGUUUUAUGUGAUCUUCGUUAUGUGUGCUUAAUGGAUCGAUGCUUUUGUUUA
Molecule: messenger RNA, 682 nt
Organism: Vicia villosa (hairy vetch)
Lineage: Eukaryota; Viridiplantae; Streptophyta; Magnoliopsida; Fabales; Fabaceae
Exons: 1
Coding region: 84-626 (180 amino acids)
Biological process (GO): negative regulation of catalytic activity
Molecular function (GO): enzyme inhibitor activity
Source: RefSeq, a predicted model, not a curated record